This is a messenger RNA of Ostertagia ostertagi, 588 nucleotides long. Lineage: Eukaryota; Metazoa; Nematoda; Chromadorea; Rhabditida; Trichostrongylidae. The record is from the annotation of a GenBank genome assembly.
AUGGCACAGAAGACCUAUCUUGGCACAUCCUAUCUAGACGUGGCCCGCAAUAUAAUCGAUGCGCUGCAGAAGAAUCAGCCAAUAAUGGCCGCACAAACGAAACUUAUGGUGGAUAUGAAUCUGGCCCCUACCGGAAGACCUUAUCUGGGCUCCGAGAUGACCAUGGAGUCGUUUCGUUGGGACCAAAGAUUGUUUACUUGUGUUCUUCGCUAUCCAUCGAAAGGGAUGCGGGUAAAUUUAUCUCCUCCAAUCAUACUUCCAAACGGCGGACAGCCGAUCGAAGCAAUUUGCGCAUCCACCGGUGGUCGCUCAUAUCUACUCCAAUCCCAUAAACUAAUCGGACCAAUGGUUGAUCAAAUUGUGCAGGCUAUCCAGUUGAAUGGUAUUAUUGUCCGUUUUGAGUGUCCCACCCUUGCGAUUAUAAGGGAGACGAAUGAAGAGAAUAUGACCGAUCGAGAUAAAGCUCGUCUGCGCUUAAAGAGCCAUAUGGAAGCAAAACCGCUAACACUUGUCUACGUCAAAGGUCUCGGUGGAAGACCUCCAACAGGACAUUGGCCCAUUCCUGAGGCUUUCUGGCAUGACCGUAUC